GCUCAGUGCAAUGUCCCGGACCUGGCGUCCUUGACCCCGGCCCACCGUGAAAUCCUGCCGAAUCUCCACAUGCACCGCGGCAAAUUCCCCCAUGUUCGGCAAGAGGACAAUUUCUGCCUCCGGUGCAAAGGGUAUUUGAGCACCAAGAAGUCGGGCCACUACAAGUUCUACACUGCCUCAGACGAUGGCUCUUUGCUGUACCUGAACGGGGCUAAGGUCGUCGACAACAACGGCUGCCACGGUGAACGUGAGAGGUCAAGCGAGGACAAGUACCUUUCCGCGGGUACCUACGAGCUGGUGGUAGAAAUGUGCGAAAAGGGUGGCGGCGAGGCUUUCAAGGUGCGCUAUGAGGGACCAGAUACCGGUGGCUCCAAGGUCACGGUGCCCGCAUCUGCUCUCAAACACGAACACAAGCGCUUGGCAGAAGGCCUGGAGUGUGACUACUUCUACGACCAAGCUCGGUGCUAUGUCCCGGACCUUGGAGGUUUGACCCCCUCGCACAGCGCAGUUCUGCCGAACAUCUACAUGCACAAUGACAAGUUCCCGCAUGUUAUUCAAGACAACAACUUCUGCAUCAGGUGCAGCGGCUAUCUGAGCACAAAGAACUCGGGCAACUACAAGUUCUACACUGCCUCUGACGACGGCUCCCUCCUGUACCUGAACGGCGAAAAAGUCGUCGACAACAACGGCUGCCACGGUGAGCGUGAGAGGUCCAGCCAACAGAAGUUCCUUGGACCAGGUAUCCACCACCUGGUGGUGGACAUGUGCGAAAAGGGUGGCGGCGAGAACCUGAAGAUGCGAUAUGAGGGACCAGAUACCGGUAAUUCCAAGGUUGCGAUACCCGCAUCGGCUCUCAAGCACGAGGUGAAGCCUUUCUAUGCGGACGGCCUGGAUUGUGACUACUUCUACGGCAAGGCUCAGUGCGACGUCCCGGACCUCGC
Symbiodinium necroappetens is the source of this 941-nucleotide messenger RNA. NCBI's taxonomy places the organism in Eukaryota, Dinophyceae, Suessiales, Symbiodiniaceae. The record is from the annotation of a GenBank genome assembly.